GGCGCUGCUCUCUGUCGGGAUGUCGGGACUGCCCUUCGCAGCGCUCCUUCUGUGUCUCUGCAUAACGGCGGGGGAGUCCCAGAAGUUUACUAUUACCGUUGAGCACAGCCAGAUAAAUGUCCCCGUUGGGGGUGAUGCGCUUUUUUCAGUGCGGCCGUCGUCCAAGGGCAGAAGUGGAGACUGGUCUAUUUAUGGGAGUUUAGCCGUCUGGUGGAUCGAUCAGACCGUGUCUGUUGACAAUGUUUACAAACCGCGGGCAGAGUUAUUCACCUCCAAUGGGUCGCUUCUGCUGAAAUCGGUGAACGUGCGGGACAGCGGGGAAUACCGUGUGAAUAUGGUUCCAGUCAGUGGCUCCCAAACCUCAGCGACCAUCACUCUGCGUGUUAUUGAACCUGUUUCCAAUGUCACCGUAACAUCUAAUGCCGCCAGACUGAUAGAGUACAAUGACACCGUCACUCUAACCUGCCUCGCAAGAGGCACGGCAGUCUCUUACCUGUGGCUUGAGGAGAAUAGCAUGAUAAUUCCUGGCGGCAGGAUUGAACUAAGUGCGGACAACAGCACACUUAUUGUUUCUGGAGUGCUACGGACAGACGGAACUUUCACCUGCAGAGCAAACAACCUGAUUAGCGAAAUCACAAGCGCUCCGUUUUCUCUCGAUGUCAACUACGGACCGGAUCGUCCACAUAUCAUCACUGAACCGGACUCUACUCUUCACGUUGCCGGAAGCAGCGUAUCGUUAACAUGUUUCACACUGUCGCACCCAGACGCUGAACUGAAUUGGCAACUGAACGGUGCCCAUCUCCAAAGUGGGCAGCUUCUCAUCCUCGACAACAUCUCUGUGAGCCAGACGGGAAGGUAUACUUGUGAGGCUUAUAACAUGCUUACAAUGAAGAAAAAUUCCUCAACCAGGGAAAUUGAUGUUUACGAGCCGGUGACCGGUGUUACUGUGGUGGCCAAUGAUUCCACUCCCCUGGAAAAUCUUGAUACCAUCGCACUGAGUUGUGACGCGUCGGGCCCUGUUCAGGCCCGGGCAUGGUUCAAGGAUAACCAACCCAUCCAGGAAAACAACAGAAUAUUUACAUCAUCCGGGAAGGCGAAACUGAUUAUAAUCAGUGUGAACAGAAACGACGCAGGGACGUACAAGUGCAUCGCCAGCAACUCUUUCAGCAGUGGCUCUGGAGAGACCUACGUGCAAGUUUACUAUGGACCAGAGAUGAUCAGAAUUGUACCGGAGCGUCCAGUUGUGUCCAAUACUGUGUCAAACCUGACAUUAACUUGCUUUGCUCUGUCAGUCCCCUGGGGCAUAUAUGUAUGGUACAACGGGAACAAUCUCCUGCAGACAGGGCAGGAACUCCGUCUUUUGUCAGCCAGAAUGGUUGACGUUGGGAGUUAUACAUGUCGGGUUACUAACCGCGUAACCAACAGGAACAGUAACCUUACUGUCCAUGUCACCGCAGAAGCACCAAAAACAGAUGACAAUAUCACCCUCACCGCCGGCGCGAUCGUGGGCAUUGUACUUGGUUUACUUGGCAUGGGCCUGAUCGGGGGAGUCACUGGAUGGUUCAUCGCAAGGAAAACGAGCGGGAUCAAAGAUCCACCACAAUCCAAAUCCGGAAGGAAGAGCACCUUGGAUACAAAUACCGUGAACACACCGCAAAACUAUGAGAAUUUCCCCAGGAAUGAACAGGGCGCAAGUCACAAUGCACAAGACGAAAACUCCACUUACAUGGAACUUAAUCUGGGCGAUCGAUCUGUUUACAGUGAUCUGAAGAGGUGACGUCACUGGUGAAUGGAAGAGGAUGGUCGGGACGUGGACGGACACAUCAGAAAGACAACCAUCCAGGAUGUUUACUGAAAACCUCUCUGACUAUUUCUUUGCCAUUCUUAAUUCAUAUCUCCGUUAGAUUUCUUCUGCGCGCUCACAGCUUGACGCCGGAGACAUCACUGAAGAUUUUGACUGAUUUGCAUCAUAGAAGCUGAGUUCUCUCACCUCAAGCCAGACUCCUACAUCCGAUACUUGGCACCGUCACACUGCCACAGGCAGCUGCCCUCUCGACAUUUUGGUGCGAUAUACUCUCUAUAAACUCUUCAUCCACAUCAUGGACAGGUGUUUUUUGAAGUUUCCUGCUACCAAACAAUAGAUUUCGCUCACUGAAUACCGCGUCAGCUUCCGAGUAUUCCCGUCCCACCUUCACGAAGUGUCACGGAGGCAGGAGCUCAUUCGGGCUGAGUGGUGGCGAUACGAGCACGGGCAGGAGAAGUGAUUUCCCAAUGAUUUGAAGAUACAUACUCAGCGUUAGCGCUUGGUAAAUGACUAGCAAAUCAACAUUGUUUAUUUGUUCUUCAUUUUCGAUCAAGGAGUAAUGUAAAGAAUGAUAAGGCAUUGCUGUGAGCAAAGAAUUAUCAAAUCCUGGCCUGGACCAUGAACGUGAAAAGAGCAUUGAUAUCGCGAUGACAUAAGAACAUAAGAAAUAGGAGAAGGAGUUAUCCAUCCGGCCCACUGAGCCUGCCCCGCCAUUCAAUCACAUCAAGACCUUUUGCCAUCCCUGAUUCGGAGUACUAGGAGUUGCUGUGUGUUUCAUUUCUGGAUGUCUAGGAGUACACGGCUGUUAUUGUCACAGCGGUGUAUAUUCCUCCGCAGGCUGAUACUGACCUGACUCUCGAGGAACUGUACGAGGCCAUCAGCACCCUGGAGGCUGCGCUCCCGGAGACUGCCUUCAUCGUCGCCGGAGACUUUAAUAGACCGUCACUGCACAAAGUCUCUCCGAAGCUUUGUCAACACAUCCAGGUGAGCUCACGGAGAAAUAGCGCACUCGACACUGCUACUCUCCUUUCCGCCACGCUUACAAAGCGCUCCUUCGCCGCCCAUUUGGAAAAUUGGAUCACUCCUCCAGCUUGAUGCGGCCAAAGCAUAGGCGGAAGCUGAAACUGAAGGCGGCCAUAGACAUUACCGUCCACUGUUGGUCCGACCAAAUCGCCCUCCAUGUUUCACGCCCAGGUCAUCUGUAGAUGUGAACUUCCCAUGAUUCAGCACAUUUCCAAAGACGGAUGUGUAAAACGGGUCCGAAGGAUCAUUGGGGACCCGAGUCACCCCAACCACAAACUGUUCCAGCUGCUACCAUCCGGGAAACGGUACCGCAGCAUAAAAGCCAGGCCCAACAGGCUCCGGGACGGCUUAUUCCACCAGGCCAUCAGACCGGUUAAUUCAUACCGAUGCAGCUUUAUUCCGUUAUAAUGACUAUCUUGUUAUACAUACUAUUUAGUUUAAAUUACUAUAAAUUACACAUUGCAUAUUUAGAAGGAGACAUAAC
Molecule: messenger RNA, 3311 nt
Organism: Mobula hypostoma (lesser devil ray)
Lineage: Eukaryota; Metazoa; Chordata; Chondrichthyes; Myliobatiformes; Myliobatidae
Product: carcinoembryonic antigen-related cell adhesion molecule 6-like
Exons: 12
Coding region: 20-1777 (585 amino acids)
Biological process (GO): regulation of immune system process; signal transduction
Cellular component (GO): plasma membrane; cell surface
Molecular function (GO): protein tyrosine kinase binding
Source: RefSeq, a predicted model, not a curated record